UCAGGUAAAUAGCUGCAAGUUGGCAGGAAGAGCUAGAGAGCAGAGAUACAUGAUGAUAUCAACGCGGCAGUGAUCCUUUUCGUCUGGCAAACGGAAGGCCUUUUUAACUAAUCGAUUCCUUGAUAUUAAUAGACAUGGUCUGGUGGGAUUGUACAAGUAUUGUUCUGCCUGAUUUUAAAAGGGGUCGUUGUGUCGGGUCUGUCCUUUAAGGCGCAUUGCAGCUUUGCUCAAGGACUCUAGUGAUCAUCUGCAGCAUCCGGAGGAGUCCAUAUCCUGCUGGCUGUUUGACCAGAGAUCAAGAGACAUGGAGAAUCUGAGCCACAUCUCUCCUUAUCUAAACUUCUGAGCUGAGUUUGAGGCAGGAGGACCAUGCUCUGCUCAGAGCGUGGCGUGGUGGAGGAAUGGCUCUCAGAGUUCAAGACAUUACCUGAGGAUCAAAUCCGCAGCUAUUCUGGCAGCCUGCGUCUGAAGAAAGCUCUUGUACCUGCUCUCUAUGCUGUUAUUCAGGAGCAGCCCAUCAGUGAGCUGUUGGCUCCGGUGUGUCAUCAGUUGUUUGAGUUGUACCGGAGCUCAGAGGAGGGUUUGCGUCGGUUUACUCUGCAGUUCCUGCCUGAGCUCAUCUGGGUGUACUUGCGGCUUUCUGCCAGCAGAGAGCGCUACCGGAACGGCUGCGUGGAAGCCCUGCUACUGGGGAUCUAUAACCUGGAAAUUGUGGACAGUAAAGGAAAUGGAAAGCUGCUGUCAUUCACCAUACCAUCUCUCUCCAAGCCUUCAAUAUACCAUGAGCCAUCCAGUCUGGGGUCCAUGGCGUUAACCGAGGGAGCCCUGAACCAGCACGACCUCAUCCGGGUGGUGUACAGCGGUCUGCUGUCCCAGAGAGAGACAUUUACCUCACAAAACAGGUUUGAGGUGCUGUCUUUUCUGAUGCUCUGCUACAACUCAGCUGUGGUCUUUAUGCCUGCGUCCUCCCACCAAUCGGUUUGCAGAAUGAGCACACGACUGUGUGUGAGCGGUUACCCGCGGCAGCAGCAGAAGUCGUGGAAGGAGCCGUGUAACCGUGUACGACUGGAGCCAGAGUUUAUGGUGCAGAUGCUGACUGCUGUUUACCACGCCAUUUAUAAUGGGCAGUGGGAUCUGGGGAGGGAAGCUUUGGAUGACAUCCUCUACCGAGCACAGCUAGACCUCCAUGCCCAGCCAUUACUGGUGGCAAAUGCAAUUAGACGCUCACUUCCGUCCCGUCCUCCGGAGGGUUCGCGGAACCUUUUGGAGGUGGAAGUAACGCCUGCCGGGAGAUGCAUCUCACAGGCAGCUGUCACUGCCGCCUCCAUUCGUCGCCUCCGCUGGAAACGAGAGGAUUGUUUUGAUUUCUCAACCACGACUGAAUUCUACGCCUCCAUGACCCCCAGCCGAUACACCCCCCUGGAGAGACCAGACAGUCCUGUGGCACGUGGGCGGAUAAAGUGCACCAUUCACCUAACCUUGCAAGGGGAUGCCGAUGGUGUGAGCUGUGGAGAGGACUCUUUUGACCCAGAUGAAGGGUUUUCCUCUGGGGCUUCCAGCAGCAGCCAGCCCAGCAGCGUGAAACGAGACUGGGUCAUAACGGGCGUUCGACCUUUCCGAGAUCCUGGGGCCAGACAGAGGGAGAGCACUUCGGCCGACACCAGAGCUGCUCUGCGAAGCCUCCACCAACGGCACCAGUCCCCUCCUCCUGCCAUCAGUCUCCGUACUGCAGAAAGCAGUCGCAGCCCGAGUCCCAGUGCUCCCAGACGCUUUCUGGACCCACAUUACAUCCCUCCCUUCACUGAUGCGCCGCCUAAAACAAGCAGCACAUCUUCUAGCAAGUCUCUUGACUGUACUGGCCUAAACGGCUCAUCCGGACCUACAGAUAGUCUUUCGCUGGGAAGCCUCAGUGCAGACAGAGCACAUUAUCUGUCAGCCAUCAGCUUGCAGGAUGAACGACUAGGGCGAGCGACGCGGAGCCAGGAUCUCCUGUCCCCCGGGAGUCCGUUCUCCUCUGGAAGCCCACUGUCCAAACAGUCUCGAUCACCCAGUUUUAAUAUGCAGAUUAUAUCACAGGUGUAGAGUGAUUUUGCUGGGCUGUUUGUGUGUGUGUGUGUGUGUGUGCAUGAGGAUAUGGAAGUUUAUUUCUGCCGUGGGAUCAAAUAAAUAAAUAAAGGUAAUAAAGACUUUUUAUCGCAUAAUUCUGACCUCGUUUCAAAAUUCUGAUGCAAUAUCUGACAAUUCAUAUUUUUAUCACAUAGUUUUGUUUUUAUAUCUCAAUUCCAAAUGUUUUUCUGUAUAUAAACUCAAAUAUAAGAGAUAUAAAUUCACAGCGAAAUUUGUGUGGAUAACUAGCAAGAUAUCUUGUGAGAUAUAAACUUGUAAAUGAGGUCAGAAUUGAGAGAUAAAGUCAUAAUGAACUUUUAUUUUUAUGUCACGAUGUAAAAAACUAAAUUGCAAGAGGUAAAUUCAGAAUUCUGACAAAAAAAGUCAUAAUUAUGAAUUGUGAACUCUAUUUACUAGAUUUUCAAGAUUCUGCGCCAAAAAAAAAAAAGAUUUGCGAGAAAUUCAGAAAUGAGAGAUAUAAGCUUGCAAUUCCAAGGAAGUCUCCAUUAUCAUUUUUUUUUAUUUUGUGUAUAAGAAAAAAAGAAUUGCAAGAUGUAAACUCAUAAUUACAAGAAAAAUAAAAUCAGAAUUGUGUGAUAUAUAAAUUUGCAAAUGCAAAAAAAAAAAAAAAAGAUUUUUGAAUUAAAAAGUCAAAAUUUCUAUAUUUAUUUACUUUUGUGAUGGAGAAGCUUCCAUUUGAGUGAGUGAGUGAGAGAGAGAGAGAGAGAGAGAGAGAGAAGCAGAAAUGUUAACAUGCAUGCAUACAAGCAUGUUGUCUUACGGUGCGGUGCGCGUGUGUGAAUGUGUUCGAAUGAGGGUGCACUUGUACACUUUUAUUUGAUCACUACAUUAUGCACUUGGGUUCAGUUUGGAGGAAAUAUUUGUUUUGCACAAGGGACACAUUCAAGUGCACAUGAUUUGAGACUGUUUUAAAUGUGCCAUACAAACAUACAAUAACAACACGGUGUAACUUAAGAGGAACAAACAUUACCGUAUCAGAGCAAUGAACUUCAACAACCGACAAUCACGGUCAAUGCAUAGAGAAAGGCCUGAUGGUGCAUGAUCCAAAGAGUUUUAUCCAGCCCAGCUGUACUGUAGGUCAUCCUCAAGGAAUCCUCUUCCACGUCUCUGUUUCGGUUUGUGCUGAUUGAGUCUGCUUAACAGUUGCCUGUGCUCUUCACCCACCAUAGAAAAUAAAUUGUGUGGACUGCCUCAAUAAAACGCUAUGUCGUGAAUAAAUAAAAAAAGUUUAUGUUGUACUUUGGAACGAGUUUAUAUUUUAAAUUGUGUAUAUUUGUGUAAAUGAUUAUUGUACUAUAGAAAGAGUAUAUGCAAACAGAAUCUAUACUGCUUGGACAGAGAUAGAAAGCUAUCUGCUGAAUGGUGAAUAAAUGUGCUGUUCAUGGGA
Messenger RNA from Carassius gibelio (silver crucian carp), 3514 nucleotides. RefSeq names its product protein FAM126B. The transcript has 13 exons. Bases 370 to 2082 code for a protein of 570 amino acids. NCBI's taxonomy places the organism in Eukaryota, Metazoa, Chordata, Actinopteri, Cypriniformes, Cyprinidae. Gene Ontology annotation, biological process: protein localization to plasma membrane; phosphatidylinositol phosphate biosynthetic process. Gene Ontology annotation, cellular component: plasma membrane. The record is from RefSeq and is a predicted model, not a curated record.